Molecule: messenger RNA, 1131 nt
Organism: Uranotaenia lowii
Lineage: Eukaryota; Metazoa; Arthropoda; Insecta; Diptera; Culicidae
Gene: Nubp1
Product: cytosolic Fe-S cluster assembly factor NUBP1 homolog
Exons: 2
Coding region: 35-1087 (350 amino acids)
Biological process (GO): iron-sulfur cluster assembly
Cellular component (GO): cytosol
Molecular function (GO): 4 iron, 4 sulfur cluster binding; ATP binding; ATP-dependent FeS chaperone activity
Source: RefSeq, a predicted model, not a curated record
UUGGUUGGAUCAAGCUGAAAAAGGCUAUACUAGAAUGUUUACCAUUCAAAACGAUUUGACGUUCGCGAAACAGCUGAGCAUUUUCUUAUCGCGUUCCUUUCGUAACUAUUCCGUAGGUAAGGUCAUCAUGAGCAGCGCUGCAGUGGACUCGAAACCGAGCGAUGCCCCGGAGCAUUGUCCCGGAACGGAGAGUGAGAAUGCUGGCAAGUCGUCAGCAUGUGCUGGCUGUCCCAAUCAGCAGAUAUGCGCAACGGGCCCGAAAGGUCCGGACCCCGCGAUAGCGCUUGUGAAGGAAAAACUCCAGGAGGUACGGAAUAAAAUUUUGGUCCUCUCGGGCAAAGGAGGAGUGGGGAAGAGUACGGUAACGGCGUUGUUAAGUCGUGCGUUGGCGCACCAAAAUCCGGAGAAGAAUUUCGGGGUACUGGAUAUUGACAUCUGUGGUCCAUCGCAGCCCCGCGUUUUGGGAGUGCUUGGGGAGCAGGUACAUCAGUCGGGAUCCGGUUGGUCACCGGUUUAUAUUGAGGACAAUCUGAGUCUGAUGUCGAUUGGCUUUCUGCUGGGAAGUCCAGAUGAUGCAAUCAUAUGGAGGGGGCCAAAGAAAAAUGGCAUGAUUCGACAGUUUCUCACCGAAGUUGACUGGGGACAGCUGGACUUUCUGGUGCUUGAUACACCUCCUGGGACUUCGGACGAGCAUCUGUCAGCUACCACUUAUCUUAAGGAAAGUGGUGGGGCUUGGGGAGCGGUUCUUGUGACCACGCCACAGGAAAUGGCCCUACUCGAUGUUCGUAAGGAAAUCACAUUCUGCAAAAAGAUGGGUAUCCCUGUCGUUGGAGUAGUAGAGAACAUGUCGGUGUUUGUGUGCCCCAAAUGCACUACGGAAUCGGACAUUUUCCCGGCCAAGACUGGCGGAGCUGAGAGUAUGUGCAAGGAGAUGGAAGUAACCUACCUUGGAAAGCUCCCGUUGGAUCCCCGAUUGGCUCAGUGUUGUGACGAAGGAAAGGAUUUCAUUAGCGAGCAUUCCAAGAGCCCAACGGUGCUUGCGUUGAAGCAGAUUGUGGCCAAGGUGCAGGAGUUUUAUGAAAGUUGAACCGUGAGUUUUUGUUGUCUGUAAUACAUAAAUUUUGAAAAGUA